This is a messenger RNA of Cryphonectria parasitica EP155, 2802 nucleotides long. RefSeq lists its product as uncharacterized. The coding region runs from base 1 to 2802 and encodes 933 amino acids. Gene Ontology annotation, cellular component: DNA replication preinitiation complex. The record is from RefSeq and is a predicted model, not a curated record. Gene Ontology annotation, biological process: DNA replication initiation. The transcript has 3 exons. Lineage: Eukaryota; Fungi; Ascomycota; Sordariomycetes; Diaporthales; Cryphonectriaceae.
AUGGAGCAGCUCCUCAGACCUCCCAUCACCGUCAAAGUUAGCCAAUCCCCCGUCACCAAAGACAAGCUGUCGUGUGGAUCAUCAGACUGUUUUAUAUUGACAGCUCAACAGCCUGAAUUCUCUCUGGCCGGCAUCUCACAAAACGCCGUGCUGUUGAAACCGCUCAUGCUGUUGUCCCGCGAAUGUCUUUCGUUGUCUAGCUUGGAUCUGGUCAGACCAGCUGGCGAACUACCAAGUGGUGCAGGUCGCUUCUUCGAGUCCCACAUCCGCAUCCUGGAGCUCGAAGGACGACUGCGACAGGCCCCGAGCGUUCUGAUAGCACGAUCAGACACCACUGGCUAUGUAUAUGCCGUGGAGCGUGCUCAGGCAGGCCGUUAUGUCGUGUGCAAACUUGGGAGUUGGGUGCGCAUCGAGAAGCUGAGCCUGCUGGCAGAGGCUUGUUAUGAGCCCAGGUGCCAUCCCGCUCGUGCUGCGCAGGCCGUGGAUGCGGAGGCCCCGGCAAUCACUCUCAACCAGCACAAGGACAACAAGAAGAAGAGACAGGCCAUCGAGGAGCUACGGUCCAUGGUCUCGAAACGCCCCAGGGCGAUGUCGGUCGCACUAUCGGAGUCCCAGGUAGUGCAGAGCCAGGCGCUCGGCUCGUCGCAGAUCCCAGGCCAAGAGAUACCCACACCUGCCCCUGGUUUGGCAAACGCUGGUCUAGAUGCUGACUCCAUCGUUGCGACGCCUCAAGGAUCCCAACCAGGUCCCUUGGACUCUAACGUCGACACGCAAGCAACCCUGGAAGAGAUACUGCAAACGAUCAGAUCGCAGUAUGCUCAAGCCCUUUAUCACUCCAAGGGGUCUUUGGCGUACUUUGCGAAAGGCCCCUUGUCCAAAGCCCGGUCAGCAUUCCAGUUUGAUUGUGAAACAAACCUGGACAUGAACGAUCUGGUCAACUUCUUGAAAGGCCUUGUGAUAGGCAUCCCGCAGAUCGACAAGAAAUACCGGGAAACGGUGCCAGCACUAAUCGACGACAUGAAGGUCCUGGUGGAGAGCAAUGACGAAGAGGAGCCCAGGCCAAAACGCAGGAAGGCCAAGAAGAUGAAGCUGGGAAAGGACGGCUUGUGGACCAACGAGGUCGACGAUGUGAAGAAGUGGUGGAGGUCCAACAAGCCUGCAGUGCGAGAUGAAGACUCGUCGAUCGACCCUCGAGAGAUAAAAUACCACGUUUCCUUCCUGCGUACUCGCGAGACGCAGCUACAGAUGAUUCUACUCCUCGAGAUAUUGGCAUUGGAAGCCGUACACCCAGCUCAGGAUGCCCAGGACAGUUUGCUGCCUGGUAUAUCAGUGGAAGACCUGCCUAAAGAACAGCCAGUCGGAACUGCGCCGAAGAAAAAAGAAAAGCACGAUUAUUCUUUGCUGGUCAACCUACACGCGGAUCGGAUGAGCAUCUGGCAGUCUACCACGCUCGAUGAGAUGAAAAUGAUUGCGGCAGAAGCGGAAGCAAAGCGUGGCCAGAGCUCUCGAGGGGCGGACAGGGCAGAUUCUGACCCACUCAAGGACUUUUGUAUAGAUAUCAUUGUGCCAUUCUUCGUUGGACGACUUCCCGACUUGUGUGCGGACCUCAACAAGAAGCUAGGAGGACCAGUCGCUGCAUCUCCGCCCAGAUCAAAGAGCACUGCGACCUCCGCCGUUACGAAGCCCAAACCGAAACCCGGCUCUGCUGCCAAACGGCCUACACCAGCUCCAGGUCCCAAGUCGCUCGAGAAGGUAUUCGAAAGUGAUCAACAGAAACGAAAAGCAUCACGUCGACCAAUCGACGUGCUGGCAAGAAUGCGAUCUGCCACACCUGCCGUCAUUCCAGGCUUGAAGCGUGAAGCAAGCGAGCCACUGGGCUUGGAUCGAGUUCCGUCUUACGAUGGCUCCUUGAGGGAAAGGCCGCGUAAUACCCUCUCGAGGAGCGCAUCCAGCGCUGGUGCCGAGGAACUCAAGGCGCAGAAGAAGAUCACACUGGAAGCAGAAUUGCAGGAGGCUAUCUCGGCGCUGAAGAAGCCUAACAGGCAGUUGGCCGGUAGAUCUAUUGUGGAAGAAGUAGAGAAACGUGUCGGGGCACGUGCAGAACAAAAGAAGCCUGUCCGCAAUGCUGCAGCUGCUAGCAGGGUUCAAGUCAAAGCAACCCCGGCGAACUUCCGCUUCAGAGACGCUGUAGCAGGAGAUGCUCGAGGUUUCGGUACUUUCAACGCGCCAAUGCAGAGGACAGGAUUCGACUUGAUACCAUCGUCCAGCUCCGUCAUCCCUGGCACAGCACCUAGAAAAAGCUUUCGUGAUGACCUGCGGGAUGACCUCGCAACUUUUCACAUAGCUAGCACGCCAGACAAAGUGUGUGCAACACCAGCCGCAGCCCGGAUGGGUGCACCCCAGCUCGAACAAUCAAUUGCGAACGAUACAUGCAUCCCACCAUCCUCUCCGAUCAUGUCCAGAAAGAAAGCGACACCUGCUCAGAGCCAUCUCUCCAUCCCAGAGGAGCCCGAUACUGGGCCCUCAUCUCCAGUGCUGCCCCGGAUCUUUGAAACUCCCGCAAAACAGCGGUCCACCCCCUUCCCGACUUCCAUGGACGAGAACAUCACAUCAACACCUCCCAAGCCCCGGCCUAGUAUGGACAUCCUCUUCGUCACGCCGGCGAAGAGAGUUUCUACUUCUGUUCCUGCUGAGACGACAGAGGCGACACUGAACGACACGACUAAAGUCACCAAUAACCAUUCUGCUCCGACUUUAUACGAGCAGAUGGGCUGGAAUAGUGACUACGAUGACCUGUUUUAA